This is a messenger RNA of Radiomyces spectabilis, 1166 nucleotides long. RefSeq lists its product as uncharacterized. The record is from RefSeq and is a predicted model, not a curated record. Bases 127 to 927 code for a protein of 266 amino acids. Lineage: Eukaryota; Fungi; Mucoromycota; Mucoromycetes; Mucorales; Radiomycetaceae. The transcript has a single exon.
UUCAUUGUUGUUCAUUCUUUGGUCGAUUUGAAAGAGAGAGAGAGAGAGAAAAAAUCGAUCUCCCUUUUUUUUUUUUGUUAUAUAUUUCCUCUCCUUUCUUUUUACACGCAACUCGUUCACUUGCCAAUGUCGACCUUGAAUGCGUUUGGCUUCUCUAUCCGAAAACCGCGACCAGCGAACAGGGACGCGAAAUCUGAAAUCAAGAAACAGGUCGUUCUCAACAAUGUCGCUAAAGGAAUAUUACCAUGGGCAAGACCGGAAUCCGAUAAACCUACCAUGACCACCACCACCAAAAGACCUGUGAAUACGCUCAAGAAAAAGUCACUGUCAAAAAGCUCGUCUCAAACCAAUACCAUCACACGUUACAUGACCUCAUGUCCUUCCCCUGCAGCCACCGCUCUUCCCAUCGACACAUCUUGUAUUUCCUCACCAUCAAAAUCGCUGGAAUCCGAUACAUGGAUUUGCAUCGUUCGCCAUCAAAAACCUAUUAUGGAAGUAUGGAGUGACAUUGCAGCCGAAUUCGACCUUGAUGCCAUGGCUGAAGAUUUCCCUGAUGCGACGUCGAUACCCUGUUUCACACAGGAACGGGUUCCGCUGUAUGCCAACAAGACUACAAGCCGCGGGCGGCGACGAAGAUAUUCGGAAACAAACAACAUGGAAGAAGACAGUGUUUGUUUACACACACCGAAACGGGCGGCCAUCAGCGUGGAACGCGAUCUCACCUUCGCCUUUGACAAAAUGAUGACGUUAGAUAGCGCCAUCCGAAUCCGAUCGCCUUGUUACGUGUCUGUGUUGGCAGGACUACAGCAAGAAUUCGACCAAGAAAUUGAAGAGGAAGACCUAACCCGUGCUGUACGUCACCGCAUGUCCGUCACAGAAGCCAAUGCCAUGUUUGCCUGCAUCGUGGAUGAAUUUUUGAUGAUUUAGGAUUUUAUUCCUUCUGUUUCCGCCUCAUUUCCCAAUCCAUCGAUCCAUCUCGUUGUGUUUCCCUUCACUGUUUUUGCUUUCCCUCACCUCCCGCAUCUCCUGGUAAACCUUAAACUAUACUAUUUACAGUGUGUUUGUUUGUUUGUUUUCAUAUUCACUAUUUGUAUAAAAGAUUUUAAACCCUCAACAGCAACAAUAACAAAACUGCCAUCUAUCUUCCAUCAAUCUUUUUCUUUUUG